GAGACGACGCACGCUGGCCUGCCUUGGGUUUGUUCCCCGUCGGUCGGUAAAACUGGUCUCGCCGUCGUGCGCGAUCGCGCUGCCCGGUUCACAGUUCGUUUUGGCCACUGCAGUGACAAACAUCGCGUAAGCCUCUCUCAACACGGCAGCUCUAUUUAUUUUGAUUAAAUUAAAUUAUUAAAUUUUACAAACUACCAGCAUUAAUCUGCUGCUGCAAAGUGCUAAAAAAAGGAAAAUAAACCAGUUUGCAGCAUCGAAUUUGUGUGUCUGUGUGUCUGUGUGAGUGUCAGUGUCAAUGUGCACCGGUGUGCAAAUCUAUGCCAGCUAGUGAGUGCAUUCGAUGCUGCAUGUGUGAGAAGUGCAAGUGCAAAGCUAAUCGAGAUCGCAAAACCAGAUCGACGCUAACGGGUGAGAAAAAGUGAAACCUCUCCGCACGGUGAAAUCAGUGAGCAAAGAUCAACCCGAGCAAGAGGAAAAAAGGAGCAACCGAAGAAAGUGAACCCAGCCCAGCAGCAGUCUUUGGCGCAUUGGUGGACGGGACAUUUCACUCCGCAAUAAUGAUGUCGAUGGGACAAGCGUCGUGGAAAGCGCACGGGAUCAUCCUGGCGGCGCUGGUGAUCGGGCUCGCCAGUGGACAGCGCCAGGACCAGGAGGACCCGUGCAAAACCAAGUCGAAGGUGGUCGGUGACGUGACGUACUGCGAUCGGUACUGGGAGUGCAUCAACAACCAGCCGGAGCUGUACGACUGCCCGAACGGGCUCGUGUUCGCCGGCAAGCACCGGGGCGUCACGGAGGGCUGCGACUACCCGUGGCGUUCGAACUACUGCGACGGCAAGCAACUGGCAAACGGACCAAUCUCGACGGAGCACUGCGAUUGGCUGUACGGCAUCUUUGGGCACGAGACGUCCUGCACGCGGUACUGGACCUGCUGGAACGGUACGGCGACGGAGCAGCUCUGCAUCGGUGGGCUGCUGUACAACGAGAACGCGCACAGCUGCGAUUGGCCCGAGAACGUUGAUGGAUGCCAGAAGCACCCACUCUGCAACGAGGAUGCGAAUGGCAACGUGCCGCUAGGCAAGUCCUGCAAUCGCUACUGGCAGUGUCAGGGUGGCUACCCGCGGCUGCAGCGCUGCCCCGCCAUGCUGGUGUUCGAUCGGCGCAGUCUGCGCUGUGUCGUGCCACCGACCGAGGACUGUGAUGUGCCAACGACCCCGCUGCCCUUGGAAUACGAACCAGAACAGCAGCAGCAGCAGCAGCAGGGCAAGGGAAAUCCAAACGCCAUUUACCAACCGUCCGGCGCCGGUGGACUGCAGGGUGGCAAAUUGCAAUCGGGAGGACGAAACAAGAACUAAACAAUCACUGUCAUGCCACCAACACAUAAACACACCCCAUACCCACACACACAAAAGUUCCGACUUGUGGCCGAAAAUCGAACGAUGAACUGCUUGCCUGGCCAUCCAUCCCACACCACCCGACUACAUUCCCGAGGGCACUGAUAACGUGCGAGCGUUGCGUGUGUUGCUUAUCUUCGCUUCAACUACCGCUCCCCGAUCAACCGUACCUCUGCUCCGCAACCCCGUUCUGAAUCCGGUUCCCGUUUGCAUCCCACCGCCGUUAGCAUUCCUGGGAACGCAUUCCGUUGCCUGGUUUCCGAAACGAUUCCGAAAUAGGGUGGAAAUUGGAUUGGAGUUUUUUUUUCUCGGCGUCUUAUGGGUGGCCCAUCCCACCUUUACGCUACAUUGUAGCCGGCGAGAGGAGAGCAUCAUUUCGUAGCCUGGAGAACAAAACUGUUCGAUGUGGAUGCUGGUGAACGACAAACUGCAGGGACAUUUCCACAACUGUCACCGACAGGAGGCUAGGCGUGCGAGCGAAAAUGGCGCACAAAUGAGCUCUAACGGCUAACUUAAUCAACUACGCCACCGUCACUCUUCUAGCCUGCUCGAAGCGAAGUUUAAUUCAUCCAAGCAAACCGUUGCCACAGUUUGGUCCUUCUCCCCCCCCCCCCGCAUUCCAUAUUUCAUUGCUGACACUGUUCCAUCACCCUACACUGUUGUUCAUCCGUAGGUCCGAUCCGUGUACGAUGCGCGUGCGUUUCGGGCGCGAAGGUAACAAGCUUACCUUAUUUUAUUCCCAUUGUGUCACUAUUUAAGAUUGUGUAACGUACGUUUAAGCCGAGGACAGUGGAAACUAAAGCGUAAAUAAAAGUGUAGAAGUAAUCAAGGAU
Anopheles arabiensis is the source of this 2224-nucleotide messenger RNA. Its product is annotated as protein obstructor-E-like. The record is from RefSeq and is a predicted model, not a curated record. Bases 558 to 1352 code for a protein of 264 amino acids. Gene Ontology annotation, cellular component: extracellular region. Lineage: Eukaryota; Metazoa; Arthropoda; Insecta; Diptera; Culicidae. Gene Ontology annotation, molecular function: chitin binding. The transcript has 6 exons.